AUGAAAUUGUUGAAGUACUUUAUUUUCUUCGCUAUAAUAGAAGGGUUUCUGAGUUUCCGUUGCGAUAGAAGGCCGUAUGGGACAACAACUAAACCUUCAGCAGCCGAUGGAAGGUUUAAAUUAACUGUUAUUGGCGCUGAAGACACUUACAUGCCUGAACAGCUGUAUACAGUGCAAAUAUCGGCUACUGACGGCCACUCCAGAUUUACCGGCUUCAUCAUAUCGGCAGACGGAGCUACCAAACCCGAUCCCAGGAACCCAAGACGGACAAUUACACUUUUCCCAGGCCAUCUUCGGCCCCAACAAUUACUUACCGCCAAAUUUAGCGACCGUUGCUUAUACUCCGUGGAGCACGCUAUUGCGUCGCCGAAAACAGUCGUAGAGGUUUAUUGGCAAGCCCCGGAGUCAGGUAACGGUUGCGUGACGCUGCGCGCAAUGGUGGUGGAAAGCGAAGAGGUGUGGUACGAGGACGGCCCGCCCUUGGUUCACCAGCUUUGCGAAGACACGAGGCAGCCGGAUGACGCCACGCCACAGUUCAACUACGACUGCCAGAUCUGCGACGAAGCUAAAUACGAGAUCGGCUUCACCGGCAUCUGGUCUCGGAACACCCACCCGCGUCUCUACCCGGAGAAGGACUGGGAGCCGAGGUACAGCGACCUGGUCGGCGCGUCGCACGCCCUCGACCACAUCCUGUGGAUACCUGGUUCCUUGGCCUCCGAGGGGCUCAGGCAGCUCGCCGAGCACGCGAACACGAGCAGGCUAGAGGCGGAGAUCCGGGCGAAGAUCGGAGACGGAGUCAGGACCAUGGUGAAGGGAAAGGGCCACGGCUACCCGAAGAUGAACAGCCCAACAUACUCUUUCGUGCGCACGGAUAAAACCAACCACUUGGUCAGCGUGGCGGUCGGUCUGCACCCGUCCCCUGAUUGGUUCCUGGGCGUAACCAGGUUCGAACUCUGCCAGGAGGACAACACUUGGCUGCCGGAGAGGGAGCUGAAUUUGUACCCGUGGGACGCUGGAACCGACAGCGGUGUGUCAUAUGAGUCAAUGAACAUCGAGACAUUCCCCCAAGAUGCCAUAUCGCGCGUCCAAAUGAGCUCCUACGACAAGGACUCACCUUUCUACGAGACGGACAUAAAAGACCUCCAUCCAUUCGGACGGCUAAGAAUUAAACUGGUCAGAACUUACAAGAAGGAGUGUGUGAAAGAGGAGGUCACCGAAGAGGCAAAUACUACGGAGGAGGAAGUGACGUCGACGACGGAAGUGACGACGACGGAAACCGAGCCCACGGGGGAGGAGAGCCCGUCGGAGCCCGACGAGCCCUCCAGGUAUCGAUACCCAGAGCUAGGUGGCGGCGAGGAGGGGCGCAGCGAGGCGCCAAUAGUGACGGACCCUGAGUCCCCGGAGGAGUGCCCGAUGUCCCAGUGGCAGGAGUGGAGCGAGUGCGAGGGCGAGUGCACUGGCGGCCGGGUGGUCGGCUACAGGUGGAGGGAGCGCUACCACUUGGUGGACGGGAUCGCCGUCGAGAAGUACGACCCGCAUGCGAAGCAUACGUCUACGAAGGAGGUGCCCAAAUACUGCAAGCUACACUACGACACUUUCGAGAGAGAGGAGUGCGAGGACAAAUGCUCUGAUGAUUACUCUAAUGAAGAUCUUACAGUUGAACGACAAGUGUCGGAACCAAUCGCCCCUGGUUACCCUUGGCAGUCCAAGAAGAGGCACGCUUCGAAAUUU
Messenger RNA from Iphiclides podalirius (scarce swallowtail), 1731 nucleotides. Lineage: Eukaryota; Metazoa; Arthropoda; Insecta; Lepidoptera; Papilionidae. The record is from the annotation of a GenBank genome assembly.